AUGGACUCUACUACCAGUCUUUUGAUUGAAUCAUGGACUCUGUACUUGUUGGGGGUUCUGCUGGUCGCUUGCCGUCUGGUGUCGAGGAGAUUAAAAUUGGGCAAGUGGCGGAAUUUGACAAUGGACGACUAUCUGAUGCUUUUCGCCCUGGCCAACUUCACUGGAGUGGUUGUCUCAAUCAAUCAAGUCGCCAAAGACGGCAGCAGUUACAUGUCCCCCGAGGAUGCCGCAAGCCUGACACCAGAAGGCGUUCAGCAAGCCGUCUAUGGAAGCAUCCUGACCUUUGCGCUGGAGAUUUUCACAGUCACGGCCACCUGGACCAUUAAAGCCUGUCUCUUGAUCCUUUAUGCUCGACUCACGGGACAUACUCUCCCUAGACAGCACGCGCUGGUCAAGAUCGCGGCAGCAUACUGCGCCAUCACGUAUCUCCUCGUCAUCUUGUUGUUUAUUUUCUACUGGUGCAGCCCGAGGACUUACGAGUACUGGGCCGUCCCCGUGAGGAUUGAAGAAUGCGCCACGUACUAUCACCACAUGAUAUUCGCAACAGCUUGCAACAUUUCGUCCGAUCUCCUGCUUCUGCUGAUUUCAAUCCCCAUCAUCAUCAACACCCUGCUCCCGAUAAAACGAAAGCUUUUCCUCAUCUGCAUUCUCGGCCUUGGCGUCUUGAAUAUUCUCGCCGCCAUUCUUAACCGCUACUACAACUUUAGCAAUCCAGACUCUUACGUCUUCCUGUGUUGGUAUGUCGCCGAGGUCGGCAUCGCCAUUCUUGUCGGCAACAUGCCCCUUUGCUGGCCCUUGUUGAGAAUGGUGCUGGGCAUGAAGGAGAAGCUGGCCCGGCCGUCAUGCCGAGGAUCAACUAUCAACGGAGGCUGCAGGAGGCAUGGCAAACUGAGGCGCACUCUCGGCGCGUCGACGCUUGAGUCUACAGCAUGGGACAAGAUAGACGACCAAGACGAGGCUAAGGCGAGUGGGUGCAGGACGUCGACUGAUCACCACACUGCCUCGGACCGGGUAAGUGAAAUCGAGUUGAUCUAUCAAGGACAAACCAAAUAUGCCCCGUGUCACCAAGCUGCUGUUAGCGCCAACGCGGAGCAAUCAGCAGAGAUGCCAAGCAGCGACGUGGGUGCUGCCGGACUUGACGGCGACAGUCACCGUUCCGUCGCAGCUGGGGAUAAAAUAAUGGUGGUGACUACGGUGGAGGUUUCUUCCUCAGAGCCCGCCAGACAGCGGACGUCUGGGGAAGCAUAA
Ustilaginoidea virens is the source of this 1248-nucleotide messenger RNA. RefSeq lists its product as uncharacterized. The coding region runs from base 1 to 1248 and encodes 415 amino acids. The record is from RefSeq and is a predicted model, not a curated record. Lineage: Eukaryota; Fungi; Ascomycota; Sordariomycetes; Hypocreales; Clavicipitaceae. The transcript has 3 exons.